Messenger RNA from Eptesicus fuscus (big brown bat), 1854 nucleotides. RefSeq names its product solute carrier family 25 member 35 (gene SLC25A35). The transcript has 5 exons. Bases 551 to 1453 code for a protein of 300 amino acids. The record is from RefSeq and is a predicted model, not a curated record. Lineage: Eukaryota; Metazoa; Chordata; Mammalia; Chiroptera; Vespertilionidae.
UUACCGGGCGAAGCCGCUGCGACUCCCGCAGCUCCCGGGGGACGCUCAGCCCUGGCCUGAGUCCCGACUUACUGCCUUGAUCCAGAUCUCCUGGCUAUCCCGGGGACGUCAGCGGAUCUUCUCCCGGAUCCUUUUCCUCCAUAACCUGCUGGGGUUAUUUUUUUUCCUCCCCGGCUUCCAGUUCCCAGCCCCGCGUUUCCUUUCCCUACUCCCGGGCCCCCAGCAGCCUGCCAUUCUCAGCAUCCCACCUGCCAUCCUCCUGGCUUCUGCUCCUUCUUGAUCUCAAUUCCUUUGACCAACAGAGCCUUAUCAUUACCUUCUCGCCAAACUCUCCUAAACUCCUCUUUCUUCUCUCUUUGCCAGCUCCUGACUUCCAAAUUCCAGCUAACUUUUGACCUGACAUUUGACCCUGACACUUGACUCCAGAACGCUACAUUCCUACCUCCUGCAGCCUGUUGAAACUGAGGUCUUUCCUGAUUUCUGACCCCGUUUCUGAAGCUCGUUUUGACUUUCUUACUCCUGGGCCAGUUCUUGCUACCACUACCCCACCAUGGACUUCUUGAUGAGUGGCCUGGCAGCCUGUGGGGCCUGUUUGUUCACCAACCCCCUAGAGGUGGUGAAGACGAGGAUGCAGUUACAGGGAGAACUGCAAGCCCCCGGCACCUACCAGCGGCACUACCGAAACGUCUUCCAUGCCUUCAUCACCAUCGGCAAGGUGGACGGCCUGGCUGCCCUGCAGAAGGGCCUGGCCCCUGCCCUCCUAUACCAGUUCCUGAUGAAUGGCAUCCGGCUGGGCACCUAUGGGCUGGCUGAGGCUAAGGGCUACCUGCACACAGCUGAAGGCACCCACAGUCCUAUCCGAAGCGCAGCAGCUGGGGCGUUGGCUGGGGUCCUGGGAGCCUACUUGGGGAGCCCUAUCUACAUGGUGAAGACACACCUACAAGCACAGGCAGCCUCAGAAAUUGCUGUAGGGCACCAGUAUAAGCAUCAGGGCAUGUUUCAGGCGCUAGCCAGGAUUGGCCAGAAACAUGGUCUGGUGGGGUUGUGGCGUGGGGCCGUGGGCGGCCUACCCCGAGUUAUCGUCGGUUCUUCCACCCAGCUGUGCACCUUCUCAUCCACCAAGGACCUUAUGACCCAGUGGGAGAUAUUUCCUCCCCAGAGCUGGAAGGUGGCUCUAGCAGCUGCCAUGGUGAGUGGCGUUGCGGUGGUCCUGGCCAUGACACCCUUUGAUGUGGUUAGCACAAGGCUCUACAACCAGCCCACAGACACUCAGGGCAAGGGCCUCAUGUACCGAGGGGUGCUGGACGCUCUGCUGCAGACGGCUCGGACAGAGGGCAUUUUUGGCAUGUACAAGGGUAUAGGAGCCUCCUACUUCCGCCUCGGCCCUCACACCAUCCUCUCCCUCUUCUUCUGGGACCAGCUUCGCUCCCUCUACUACACGUACACCAAAUAACAGCCACUCUCCCACACUCCACCAAGUUGGUACUCCUUGGACACUUCUGCCUCCAUUACUAUGUCCUGGUGACUUCUUACCAGGUGACCUCUCACCCAUAAGAGGGGGACAGCCAAUCCCACUCCCUAUCUGUUUUCUCAGGGUUGAAUCACUAUAAGAGAUAGUUUCCCUCCCCUCCCUGGGUGUCACUUUAAACUCUCUCUACCCGUUCCCCAGUACAUUUCACUCAUUUCACUCCAAAGUAUAUGCCCCCCCUUUCUUCACUGCCAGUCUUGGGUCCCUUCUGAUCACAUGUACAACUUUAAAAUCCCCCUCCAAGACCAAAGGGAAUUGGGGGGACCCAGCUGUCCUGUUAGAUUCAAAGGCACAGAGAUUAUAUUGGUUAUAAAGCAAGUUUAUUU